UCUGACGUCAGUGCGCUGGCUGGGGUAGAGAAGCAGAAGAAGAGUGUAGGAGCGGACGGACAGUGUCGCCAUGAACUUGAAGCGGAGCCGUGACCGGCUGUACAGCACUCGGUGCUGCGGCUGCUGCCAUGUGCGGACCGGCACCAUCAUCCUGGGGACCAAAUACAUGGUGGUGAACUUGCUGAUGGGUAUUCUCCUGACAGUGAAAGUGACUCAUCCUGACACCGUGCCAGCAGUUGACAUCCAGUAUGAAGUUAUCGGGAAUUAUUAUUCCUCAGAGCGGGUGGCCGAGAAUGCCUGCGUGCUGUUUGCCAUCUCCCUGUUAAUGUUCACCAUGAGUGCUAUGAUGGUGUAUGGAGCAAUAACGCAUCGUGGUGGGUGGCUGAUCCCCUUUUUCUGUUACCAGCUGUUUGACUUUGCCUUGACAUGCCUGCUUGCAAUCAGUUCCCUUACAUACCUGCCUGGCAUUAAAGAUUACCUGGAGCAGCUGCCUGAAUUCCCAUAUAAAGAUGACAUGCUUGCUAUGGAUUCCAGUUGUCUUCUCUUCAUCGUACUGGUUGUGGGAGCAUUGGUCAUCAUCCUGAAGGCCUAUCUGAUUAAUGUUGUGUGGAACUGCUACAAGUACAUCAACAAUAGAAACCUCCCUGAGAUUGCCGUAUAUCCUGCAUUCGAAACCCCUCCACAGUAUAUCCUGCCUACAUAUGAGAUGGCUAUAAAGAUGCCAGAGAAGGAGAAGGACCCUCCACCUCCAUACAUCCAGACCAGCGAAGCCUCCUAACCUCGUCUAAUGCGUCUUUUCAAACUGCUUCUCGAAGAACCCGAGUUUUCCCAUCGUCCUGCUCAACCCGCACAAUAACAUACCUUAAACCAAGCCCUUAUUUUUAUAUAACAAAAUGCUUCUAUUGCCUUACUCUUAAAAUAAGAAAGGUCGCCUAUUACUUAUGACAAUCUCUUAUUUGAUUAUAGUUUACAUGAGUAGUAGUUUUGGGGUGGGGGGGUUAUAAAACAAUUAGGGGUACUUCUUUUUAUUAUAUUUCAUUUUUGUGUUUUGUGAAUUUUGCUAUAUUGUCUUUUCAUGCCUUAACCCUAUCACUUCUGGACUGCCAUGCUACAUGUUGCUGGCAAUGCAUUGGUGUUCCACCCAGCAGUGAGGGCAUAAAUGAAGAAAAGCAGAAAUAUUUUCUUGAGUAAAAUUUAAAUAAAACAACAAAAAAAAAAGUUUUAGAAUGGAGUGUUUUUGGUUUACAGCAUGCUGUUGUGCUUGUGGAACUCAUCUCACUUGUCUGUGAUCUGAGAUAUUUUGAUUAAUAAAUCGGUCUCAAAAUCUU
Messenger RNA from Rana temporaria (common frog), 1328 nucleotides. It is a transcript of the gene LAPTM4A, whose product is annotated as lysosomal protein transmembrane 4 alpha. Lineage: Eukaryota; Metazoa; Chordata; Amphibia; Anura; Ranidae. Gene Ontology annotation, cellular component: lysosomal membrane. Bases 71 to 778 code for a protein of 235 amino acids. The record is from RefSeq and is a predicted model, not a curated record. The transcript is spliced from 7 exons.